AUGUGCGCGCACACCGUCAUAGAAAAAUCCGACAUUCUAGUUAGCUACUUAACAAUUUACGGCGUAGUAGCUGUCCUGUCUUAUGAUGCGAACAGUCGAUAUCCGUCAGAGUACCACGGGCUGUGUAUAAACAUGUUCUUGAAUACCAUGGAGAAGCUGAAGGUAUUGGAGAACUGCACUAUUGUUGUUGGAGAUCUUAAAAUUUUAACACUUGAAAAAUCAAAACCUGAAGAUUUUAAGAAUCUAUCAUUUCCUAAAUUAAAAGAGGUAACCGGCUAUAUGGUUGUGUACAGAGUGACUGGUUUGGAAACAUUCAGCACAUUGUUACCAAACCUAGCAAGGAUUCGUGGAAAUACACUCUUGUAUAAUUACGCUUUAAUCGUGUAUGAUAUGUUUAAUUUAAGAGAGAUUAGUUUAAACAGUUUGAUCAAAAUAGACAGGGGAGGCGUGGUCAUCGGGGGUGGUCCGCUUACCUGUUACGUGAAUACAAUCGACUGGAACGCCAUUGCGCCAAGGGCUCGACAUGUUUUAAGCAAACCGGACAAGUACUCUCACUGCAACUUCCCAUGCACUUGUACCGCCAACCCUGAAACUAAUCGAUGUUGGAAUAAUAAGAAAUGUCAGAUCUUUCUCGAAGGCCCAGACAGCAGGAAUUGUAGCAGAGAAUGUCUCGGAUGCCGUAACACGAAUCCUAGCAGUUGUCAUCUUUGUAAAGACUUUACAUACAAAGGCGAAUGUGUAUCGAAAUGCCCAAAUGAUACGCUCGUUCUGUCUGCUAGUAAUCAUUGUAUCACCCACGAUGAAUGCAUAUACCUUAAAAGUUGGGCAUGGAAUAACACGUGUGUAUCAGAAUGUCCGAAAAACUUUAUGCGAUUCAGUGAAUUAGGACAUAUAACUUGUAUUCCUUGUCUUAAUUGUUAUGAGACAUGUACAAACCUUACAAUUCAAACAUUGGAUACAAUACAACGUGCUGAAAAAUGUGUCUACGUCAAUGGUUCUUUGACAAUUCACAUUUGGUCGUUACCAAAUGCAGUGGACGAAAUGAGACACUAUCUAAAGAAUAUUAUAGAAGUAUCUGAUUACAUUAAAAUUUAUGGCUCUAUAACGAUAACUUCUCUUGAUUUUCUAUCUUCACUGCAAAGAAUCAAAGGCAAAAGAUUGUAUAAUGGAAUGUAUAGUUUACUUAUUUAUGAUAUGCCCAAUCUGCAAUCUUUAUUUUUACCAAGUGUUAUUGAAAAUUUAAAAGUGGAUGACGGGACUUUAAGAUUUUACAGAAACCCAAUGCUCUGUAUGCAUCAAAUUAAAAAGUUGACACAGAGAUUUCCGAUAGCGCCAAACGAGCUUGAUAUUCCGCAAGGGUUAAACGGCUAUAGUGGGAGUUGUAACGAAACAUCUUUAAACCUAAAUAUUGACGUGAAAAAUGAAACAUUUGCUGCUGCGUCCUUGUACCGUUUAUCUAAAGGUGUGCAUUAUACAGUUCUCUACGUAAGGGUACCUUAUGGAUUGAAUACUUCAAUUGUGCCAGAAACAUGUAGUGAUUCGGAGUGGUUUGCAAUAAGUGUUCCAGAUGAUUUUGAAGAAAAUGUCACGGUUCCAUUGCCAUCCCUUCGCCCCGCGUCAACUUAUGCUCUUUGUGUAGAAAAAUACGAGCCAUCGUCACGUCAUCUGGCACGUAGCAGUAUUGUCAAAUUUAAAACUCAUGUAGGUAAACCUGAACCACCUUUCAUAAUGGAACUUGUAGCAUCCUCGUCCAAUGUCAUCGUAGUCAGAUGGGUUGAUCACAUAGACUUCCGACCGUAUAUAACACAUUACGAAUUAGAUAUUAAUUUGGUAGAUAUUAACGAGGAUAAAAUUAUCACAAGAGAUUACUGCAACGUUAUUAAUGAUGAUGUGUACGAAAUAGAUAAUGCAAGACACGCAAAAGUUAUGCGACCACCUAUGAAUUAUGAAAGAGGCUGUGAAAGCAUGUGUGGGAUUCUGUCUUCCGUACCCGUAGGUGCAAUGGUCGAGGACUAUUUUGAUGUAUGUGAAACUAUUGGCUACUGUGACGACGAUUCGAAGCGUACAAAUAAUUAUACUAUUAACGGUGUAGUAAAAAGUUUAUCAUUAGAUAUAGAUGGUCAAAGAAAUACUUUCCAAGUCGGUGGUCUAGCACCAUUUAGAGAUUACAAGUUUCGUUUAAGAGCUUGUACUAAAUACUCAUGUAGCCGAACAGCAAAAGAAGUAGUUCGGACAUUGUACUCAGAAAAUGCUGAUAUAGCUUCUAUAGUUAGUUAUAAUAUCUAUAAUUCUGGAUUCAUUUAUGUUAAAUGGGAACCACCAAAAAUAACGAACGGACCAAUUUUAGCUUAUACUAUUGAAAUUUAUAACGUAAAGUUGACUGACAUGUACCAUUUGGUACCACAAAGAUGGUGCGUUUCUGGAAAUAACACAAGUUUAACUAUCGAAUCAAACAAGGCCAGUAAGUAUUUAGUCAGGAUUUGUACCACAACGUUAGCUCAUACGUACGCGUGUAAUGAUUGGUAUAAAACUGAAAUUCAAUAUGAAUCAGAUUGGUGGUGGAGUGGAGUAAUUUUCGGUUUGUUCAUAACUGUCUUCUCGUGGGUUAUCGGAUGGCGUUGGAGUAUGAGAAGAAGAAGUAGUGACCGUAUACCGCUAUUUGACAUCACUGCUACCUAUCGCCAAGAAAGCGAUCCACCGGCUACAAUGUUAUCAGACUUUGUACCUGUACAUGAUAUUAGACGCUAUCUCGGGAAUCUAUCGGAAAUAGAGGAAACGUCCGUUUGACGGUUAAGCGUAAAAUCACGGCUUAUCACAACUCGCCAGAUAUUUGGGGCUAUUUUAGAAGUACAAUUAUUGUUUAUAAAACCGGCCAAGUGCGAGUCGGACUCACGCAUCGAGGUUUCCGCACAAACAAAAUUAUUAAAAAUAUAUAUGAUGUAACUAAAAUUUUAUGCUUUUCGCAAUUUUUCCUUUAUCUGUGCUAUAAGACGUUCUUCUCAGACGUUACUUAAAUCUCAAGAUUCACAGGAAAUACCCUGUAGGUUUUGAUUCCCUUGCGAGUUUCGAAAAUUUGCAGCAUAUACGGCUGUAUUUUUUAAUU
Molecule: messenger RNA, 3103 nt
Organism: Melitaea cinxia (Glanville fritillary)
Lineage: Eukaryota; Metazoa; Arthropoda; Insecta; Lepidoptera; Nymphalidae
Product: insulin receptor-like
Exons: 7
Coding region: 1-2787 (928 amino acids)
Molecular function (GO): protein binding
Source: RefSeq, a predicted model, not a curated record